AUGGAUCCAUUCGAUGAGAUUUGUGCCGAACUUUUCAAUCAGUCGUCUGACGAUCUCGCCGCGAUGUAUCAAUUAUACGAUAGUGUCAGUGAACCAUCAGCGCCUGGACCAAUUCGUCGCAGCAGGAAGAAAAAGACAUGCUUCUCAGCCGCGCAACUGUUGGCACUUGAGCAAGCCUUCGACGAGAACAACAAGCCAAGUCGUGCAAGUAGGUGCGCAAUCGCGUGCAAUCACGACUUGCCUGAGGACACUGUGAAGACGUGGUUCCAGAACCGUCGAUCCCGACAAACGCGAGCCUUGAAAGUGUCCAAAACCAGGGCGAAUGCGAUCAAUAACUCUCCAUCAUCACCAUUUGCGUCGCCGGCAUCUUUUUCGAAUCAAAGCUCCUGUCAAGUGGAGCCCCAGAAUGACCUGCAGGAACUAUCAGCGAUGCCCGCGAUUGGACAAUAUCAGGUUCAGCCAGAUUGCACACUGGGGUUCUACGACGGGUAUACCUAUCAGAUUCAGCAGGGCUACACAGCUCCAGAACAGCAGUAUUGGCCGCAGCAGUAUUGGCAGCAGCAGUAUUGGCAGCAGCAGUAUUGGCAGCAGCAGUUUUGGCCGCAGCAGUAUCACUGGCAGCCCGAAAUCCAUCCCGAAACUGGCCAGACAUUCCUGGGCAACGCAAGACAGCAGUAGACCACUCCGAUGCCGGAUGAUCACCAGACGUACUUCCCCAACACUUCAUUUGACGAAAACGUACAGUUUUAAGGACACCAACGAUUAAA
Phlebotomus argentipes is the source of this 767-nucleotide messenger RNA. Its product is annotated as retinal homeobox protein Rx1-like. The transcript has a single exon. Gene Ontology annotation, biological process: neuron differentiation; central nervous system development. The coding region runs from base 1 to 678 and encodes 225 amino acids. NCBI's taxonomy places the organism in Eukaryota, Metazoa, Arthropoda, Insecta, Diptera, Psychodidae. Gene Ontology annotation, molecular function: DNA binding. The record is from RefSeq and is a predicted model, not a curated record.